GGAUACUCUAGUUUCACCGUUGAGAAACAUCAACAUAGUAACCCGGGAAAGGCAACCGCAAGGGCGGGUGGACACAUUUAAUCGAAAGAAUCCUUCAGUUACACGGAUUUGACGUUAUCGGAAUAAACGGUGGAACAAUGGGCAUAUUUCGCGGGAAAAGUUUAUAGUUAAGUUGGUCAAGCCCCUGGCUAACAUUUAACUGCUAACAUUAGCUUGCUAAUGCUAACGUUAGCAAAUAGAUAGCUUAACGCAACUGAAGGAGAAGUCUAGAGAAGUUGGGAUUUUUCUAUCAUGAGGACAUUAGCGUGAAUGUGGACAUCUAGACACGUCGGAUCGUUUCCCUAAAGGUGAACGGGAGAGAUGAGGAGCAGUAGGAGGACUGAAGCUUCUGUAAAACAUCCCUCUGAACUGCUUACUGAUCACAGUGUUGUCAGAACUGACGAGUGCAUGGAAAAGUUUAUCCCAGUCCAAAGCUGCUCUGCGGCAUAUAGAAAACCGUACAGAAGCUACUCCGGGAACAGGAGUUCUUUUGGAUUCCAUCAUCGACCCCCACAAGAAGAAAUCCACCAAGACUGUACAACACAGGGAAGGGCGGAAAGUCGAUGACCCUCAAGGGCCUUCCAAAGCCAGGGGAGGAAGCCAGCAGAGUCCAGCAAAGAGCAGCUCACGCAGCCCACUGAGAAAUACCACCCAGGACAGCAAUGUCAGGAAGAACGGCAGCGUGGAGUUCAGGGAGCCGCUGGCCUCGUACAGAGAGGCCACCCCUCCACCACAUCGCAGCUCUCAGCUGGAAGCCUACAAUCUGCAAUCUGUGCCAGGGUCUUCAUGCCCAUCCUCUUCGCCUCAGUCAGAGGUUCUGCUCAGCCGCGUGGUCUAUGAGAGGGACAACAGGGACAAACAGACAGACCGGGAUCUGGACAGCACGCAGUCCUCUGCUGUGGGCAGCACAGAGGUGCGCUACCUCAAUGACCAGCCAGCCUUGGAUGUCUUAAAGACUGAGGAUAAAACCCUGAAAGCACAACUUGGUAUGGAUAGCCAAGAGUCAUGUCCACAUGUAGCUCCCACCCCGGGCUCCUCGCACCAACGGGACAGUACCCCCUCCAGCAGCCCUGGCUCAGCCUCCCAGCGGUUAGAGAACCUAAGGCGCCAUCAACCGGACAAUAAAUUGGAGAAGCUUAAAGAGCGCAUUCGAAGGCAGAGACAACAUUUGGAGGAGUCUGCAGAGAGAGAUAAGCUUCAGGGUCACCAGGAACAACCCAUAGUGGCAUCUGCUGAGAGCAGAAAUGUUGCUUCCAGCAGCAUGCCAUCGGCAAAAAUCCGCAAAGUAACGGCUGCACCCCCUGCCCGCAUGUACAAAGGUUUCAGUAGUACCGAGAUAAAAAUCCGAACUCCUGAUGGGAAAGUUUGGAAGGAGGAGGACUUCCAUAACUUUAGUAGGGAAAUCUACAAAGACCUGUCACGCCAGUUUGCGGAGAGUUCCAGAUCCAAGCAUCACGAGCAGAGAGAACUGAGAGGAGAGAGGGCCAAAGAAAAGAGGCCAUCCAAACCAGUCAGGAAGGUCCACCGAGCUGCCCCUGUCUCUGACCCAAAUUCAAAACCAGCAAUUAGCCCAGCAUCAUGGCGGGAGGGCCAGAAGCUGGUCAAGAUGGUCCUGGGUCCAGCUCAGAAGCCCCGCAGGGAGGAGCAGAGUUCCUGUUCAAACGACAGACGGAGUCAGACAGCUGCCCGUCAUCCACAUUCAGAAGCAGACAGACGGUCUCUCCCAAACGGCACAGAGAAGAUGCACAGUGGAUUUCAGGGGAGAACCACAAGCCAGCCUGCGACUCCCUACAAGCCCUCGUCUGCCGCCCAGGAUACGACCCCGCUGGGAGUAAACACAGAUCUUCUGUCAGCAGACAUCCAAGGGAUCCUCGAAGACCUACAGCUGGAUCUCAAGCCAGCUGAGAAGGAGGAGAGAGCUCGUAAAAGGUCCCGUGGUGGCAGCGGUGGUAGGAAAGGGCGGGGGGGCUCGGGUUCUCGAACAAGGGCCUCAGUUUCAGCGUGGGGAACUACGGUGGCAGCAGGCGGUGUCUCGAGAGGCUGUCGCAGUGCCAGCCCCACAACACGGCGCUCAGAAAGCAGCCACCCGGCUGACAGAGGGCAGAAGAAACGGCACUAUGAUGCCGACACCGUUCGCCAGUACAUCGCACGACAACAAGAGGAGAGAAAGAGGCGGCAGGCCGAGGAGAAAAGGGCGAUGAGGGAGGAGGCCGAGAGGAGAAGUCAGAGACUGCAGGAGCUCUACAGGAAGCAGAGAGAAGUUGCUAAAACCGUGAUCCCUGGCUUAGAGGCCACGGUGGCACCUGUCCAGAAGCGACUGCAGGAAACCUACAACAAACUGCUCCUGGAUGAGGUCUAUCUGGAGGAGGAGACCUCACAGACACACGUUGCUCCCUCCAUCCAAAUGAGACCAAUGUACCAGCCAUCAGGAGAAUCGGACAAAGAGAACAAGAGACAGGAGACUCCACAAAGCCCCUCCAGCAGUGAUAAAUCUCUGAACGAUCAGCCACCGCCUCCAUUAUCCAGGGAUGAUCUGGAUAUCAGAGAAAUCUCACUGCUUCGUCCGGCUGUUCAACCUCCCACAGGUCCAAGCACCAGCACUGUCCAAGCUCCCUCCAAUGAGUAUCUAUUUUCUCAGCUUUUAAGGCUCGACGCAGCCGUGGCGGCGGGUAAAAUGAAGUACGGUGUCCAGCCAGCCACCUCUCCCUCACACAGGCCACUGUCGAAAAUAUCCCGCAUUGAGGCCCUCAAGGCCAAAGCAACAUCUCUGUCCAACCGCAUUGAGAGUGAAGCUCGGAAGCUAGCUGGACAGGGCAUGAACUAUGGCGACGCCACAUCAAUGGAUGCUGAUGCCAUUAUGGCUCCCAGAACGUCUGCUCUUGAUGUGUCUGUUCAUGCUACCGAAAAUGGCGACAUGCCUCUCAGGGUCCAGGGCUUUUUCUCACACCCAGAUCAGAAUUCAUACGGUGGAAUAGCUUUUCCUGGAGCAGGCGCCUUCCAUGACUUUAGAGGAAAGAGAGAAACGACGCACACCACUUUCACCCAGUCGCAUAUGGUGUCCAGUGACGUUAAAGGGCCGGCGCAUGAAAAGAAGAGGCUAUUCUCUGGCCUGGACACGGAAGAGAACGCAGAUAAAGUAGCACUUAAGACAAAAGAUUGCACCUUAGAGAAUAAUGCAGAUCCCCUAGACUCAAGUGCUGGUUCCAUCAGCGAGGGUCCUCUUCUAAGUGAAGGGAGCUUUUCUGAGGAGGGGGCGAGCCCUCCACACCCCUCCCACAGUCACGUGCCUGUACCGGAUCGGCUCCAGGCAACAGAGUGCAGCGCGAGUCUUCAGCGGCUGAUGGAGUUCCAGAAGGAGGCCGCCAGGUACUCAGCCCUCAGCCCUCCCUUUUUACCACCUGGCAGCAGCAAAGCACCCUGGGAAGAGCUGAACGAAGGAAGCCCCCUCAGUGUAAUCAACAUUUUCACCAAAAAUCGCCAUGGUAAUGUUAAAGUGGGUGGAGUGAGUGAGAGGAACUCUCCCCCGGCUCAUUCCCUGUAUUCCGAAAAUGGCCCUAAAGGCGCAGAAGUCUAUGAAGAAGACUUUGUCUCGUCACAUAGCAGCAGAGCCAGCGAUAACUUAAAGAGAAGGUCCAAUUCACCCAGCGUAAACGGUCACUUCGAAGAGCUGCUGAGAAGAUCUCCUUUGGAAAAAAGUACAAGAGGCAUCAAUUCGCACUAUUCAUCUUUUCACUCCCCCAGUCCCUCUCAGCAUCGCUCCUCUGGUUCACCGUCUGGCUCCUCACCUCUCUCCAGGCACUCAGCCAGAAAAAGGGGUACAGCAUCAGACCAAAGUGAUGCCACUCUAGUGGAGGAGCAGAGGAGCUCUUGCUCGCCUCUUUCAGAAGCCCUAUCCUCUGACUCCAGAAAGAGAGGCUCAGACAAAAACUCUGCCCACACUCACACCAAAAUCCUCCCGUCUAAUGAUGCCGUAGGAGACGGUUCAGGGCGUUCUCCUCACAGACCCAGGCUGGCUUCUCCUUCUGGCUCUCCAGGGUCACUUUCUCCUCAAGAUGCAUUCUCCUCCAGUGAUCUUGGAAGGAAUGGCUCUCAGAGCGCAAAUCACAUGAACAAAGGGACCUCUGCACAAGCCGGAGAGCUCCAGUAUUCGCCUGCUGUCCUGCAGCAGCGCAUGGCCGUAGAGCUGCAUUAUUUGGAGUCCAUUGAGGAGUCGAUCAAGCAGCUCGGGGAUGUGGAGAGGCUGAUGGAUGUGUCCAUGGCGCAGCAGGAGAGUGCCUCGUUGGCCCAAAUGCUCGAGGCCAAGCAGCACCGGCAUGAACGUGAACUCUACGAGUUGAAGAUCAAGGCUGAAAGAGAAGCUCUUGAGACAAAGCUGCAACUGGAAGAAAACAGACAACGAGUGGCCAGGGCUCACAUAGAACUACAGGAAAGCUUGGCAGCAUCUCAAAAAGAGGCUUUGGAAGGCCUCCAGGAAUCAACUACUAAGAUGAUGAGCCAACAGGCUGAGGCAGCACGGCACACAGCGGAUGCUGCCCGACACAUUAAGGAGAUGGCAGAGCUGGCACGCUCCCAGAUUGCGGGAUCCUUGACUCUCCCUCCUGUUGCCACGGAUUCUGCCAUGUUGGACUACCUGGAAGAACAUGGGGAAGAUGGAAUUGGCUCUAUAGAAGUGGAGGAUAAACCACACUCUGACAGUGAAAUGUCAAGCAGAAGAACCAGAUCAGAAGAACCACUGUCUUCACUGAACAGUCUCAGUCAUUCUGAUUCAGCAUCCUUCAAAAAACCAAGCCUCAGUGGACCUACUUCAAGUGGCAGCCUCCACAGUUCAUCCCUCGUCACGUCAGGGCACAGAGAAAGGACGAAAAAAGAAGCAGAAGAGGGGAAACCGAGGACCAGGAGAACUGACGACAGGGAAGCAGCCCAGAGUUCCAUUGAGGAGGACAUUCCUCAGGCAGCAAAUUAUUCCCUCUGCAGUGAAAGCAUCCCCUCUGUAGUGGAUGAUAAAGGAGAGACUACAUCAGUGGCCACGGAGUAUUCGUUUAAGUUUGAUGAGUCCAUGACAGAAGAUGAGAUAGAGGAACGCUCUUUCCGUUCUCUGCUCCCUUCUGAGGCGCAUCGCCGUGGAACUAUGGAGAUGAAAUCCCGCAACCACGAGGAAUCAGAGGAUGAUGGAGCCAACCACAAUUUAACGGUGCUUUCAGGGACAGAGACACACAAUACUUUUAAGUCUCACGACACACACAUAGCCUUUUCAAGCGGUCAGGACAGCUUUUCCCAGUUCACUAUGGACAUGGUGCGUCAGUACAUGAAGGACGAGGAGGUAAGGCUGCAGCACCAGAGCUCUCUGCUCCAUCUCCGUCAGAAAGCGCUUAAGGAGAAGACCAGAACGGAGCUAGCCUGGCUUGAGCUCCAGAGAAAGAGGCUCAGAGACAAAGGCGAGGAUGAUAAAAUGCCACCAAUCAGGAAGAAGCAGAGGGGACUUUUGAUUAAACUGCAGCAGGAGCAGGCUGAGAUCAAACGGCUCCAGGAAGCCAACAAAGCAGCAAGAAAAGAGAGGCAGUUGUUGCUGAAACAGCAAGAGGAGAUUGAACGGAUGAGAAACUCAACGCUCAGACUAAAGGAGAGACUCAAGUGUGCUGAGGGCCAAACUCCUCCUGAGACUCCAGUGUUUGAGCCUCCGAGGUCUGAGCCAGCCGCUGCAAACCUGAGGCUUCCUGAUGAGGUCCGCAGCCCCUCUCCCUCCCCCUCCAUUUCUGGAAGCGAGACCAGCAGCAUCAUGCAGAAGCUGAAGAAAAUGCGCUCUCACACGGAUGAAAAGUUCCUGACCAAGCGGGAGCAGCGGCUGAUGCAGCGCCGGCACCAUGCCGAGGAGCUGCUGCAGUGGAAGCAGCGCCUGGACCAGGAGGAGGCAGAGGUCCAUCAAAUGGAGAGGGAGGCCCUGGCUCUGUGGGACCAGAAGAAAAGCCUGGACAAGGAAGCUGAAAUAUCACUGGCUCAGGGACAGGAGAUCUCAGAAAUGAGCUCCCACCUCAGUCCCCAGCAGAGGUCUGAGCCCAGAACCGAUUGCGAGAAAGAGAUUGUGAGUGAAUGCGACUUUUCCUCGGAGACCCCUGACUCCAGUGUGCACACAGAGGGAUCCGGAUCUCAGCAGCAGGGAAGUCCCACCUCAGCACAGCCUGCUUCAGUUCCUUUGACCUCAGUCCACACCAGUCCUGCUAAUUACACCCAGGACUUUACCUCAUUGUCACAGCCAGCAAGCAGAAGGUCGUCUCUCCUCAAAGGCAGCUCCAUCUCUGCUGCUUCUCCUUCAGACGCCAGCAGUAAAACCAAGAUGCAGCUCCGCUCCACAUCCCAAACACCCACUGAGGUCUCUGGUCAGCCUCCUGAUCCUCGCAUGGCCACGCAAGCUGAAACCACCUCAGACCAGAGUGACAUAGAGAAUCGUAUCAGGACCCUGAAGGAAGAGCUCAGAAAACGGAAGUUUAUGGCUUACCAGCUGAAGAAAGAGCAGAAAAAGCGUCACAAGGAGCGUCUUAAGGCACAGGAGGCGAGCCUUUUGAAACAACUGGAGAACUAUAAUAACUUCAUUGAGAAAACUAAGGCCGAACUGAACAAGGAGCCAGUAUCAACGUCUGAUAUCAACUCACAGAGCAAAGAUUGCAGCUCUGUUUUAGAGCAGUCAUCUACUAAACCGUCUCCACAAAGGACCGAAGCCAGCUUAAACCCGCCCUCUGAAAAGACUCUUAUCGGUGCAUCAUUACAUCACAAAGCCUCUGCUCGGGAAGAGGAGAGCGGGUCUACUUCUGCGCCUAAAGACUUGUCUGAUGAGGAGCCUCCGACUCCAGUUGAGGAUGUGUAUGGUGAAACAAAGAGUGGCACCCCAGGACAGAGGAGCCAUCAGUCAUCAGAGAGCCGUUUAAGGCCCUCAACCAGAGCAGAGUCUGGAGAUGAGAGGGUUUUAACCGAGAAUAGAUCUGAUAUUCAGGAAGAGCUGGAGUUGGAAGUUAGCUCCAAGUUUGAGGAGGAGCACUCUCAGCAUCUAUUCCAACUUGAGAAAGAGGCCCCUGAGCCCCAGCAGAGGUUGUUAACACCUGAUGGAGAUCGUCAGCAUUCUCCCUCUUUUUGCCAUGAGCAGGAUAAACGGGUGAAUCGCAGCGAGAUAUCGGAAGCGAGGGAAAACGCGUCACCUGAUGCCACUUCUGGUCAACACGCCUCCCCGGCAAUGGAUCUGGAACUUUCACCACACGCAAGCUACUCUCCAGCCAGCAACUCCCCCGACUCAGUGGCCCUCUCCUCAAAUAACGAAGCUCCUCCACGCGAUGUCGAGGUCUCUCCCACAGCAGAUGCUUAUCACGAUGACUUUGAGUCAACAGGGUCCUCGCCCAGACAAGAGUAUCAUUAUUCUAAGCCAGAGUCACAGAUCUCAGGUUCCCCCACUGAAACGAAGGCUUUGAGAAAGGACUCCUACAGCAAAUCCCUCACACAUGACAGCCAAGACGAAGCAGCAGAGGAGGAAAUAGCGGAGGAGCUGAGUCAUCAUUCUGAUGGGAGUGAGCGUAGCCACCAGUCUGGAAGUCUACUACUCGAUCUCAAUCAGCCGAAGGAAGAUUUCAAACACGAGAACAGCAGCAAUUCCAGCCGAGCGUCCCCCGUCUCCCCCCCGCAGAGCGGCUCCCCCUCCCCCGUCGCUGAUGAAAUGCCCAGUUUUAGCGUCGGAGAUCGGGUUCUGGUUGGCAGCGUCCAGCCAGGAACCCUCAGGUUUAAGGGGCCCACCAGUUUCGCCAACGGCUUCUGGGCAGGCGUGGAGCUGGACAAGUCUGAGGGCAGCAACAACGGCACCUACGAUGGAGUGGUGUACUUCGAGUGUGAGAAGCGCCACGGUAUCUUUGCACCUCCAGAUAAAAUCACACACCUCCCAGAAAAGUUUGAGCUCUAUACAGACACCACCGAGGACGAGGACUCGUUCCUUGAUGAUCAGCCCGAUAAAAAUGGAAAUAAACAAAAGCGAAGUCAAGUUGAUUCCCAAAAACAAGGAAAUCUAGAAAAUGAAAAUGAACACAUUCCUCGUGAAGACACUAAGUCUGGAGAGAAAAAGCUUAUGGAUGAGGAGAACGAGGCUCAGCUGGUGAACAGAUCCUACCUCAAUUCACAGCAUCACAAAGAAUCCCCACAUCCAGUUCCCAAUGGGAACGCUGGGGACAUCAUUUUGGAUUUUAGAGACGCAUCACAAACUUUCAUCAUCUCCGAUAAGCAGACUCAGAAGGAGACUGCUCCCCUCAUUAAGAGCGAGGAGGAGGCAGAUUCUGAGCAGCACUUUUCUGCUGGUGAUCUCAGCAUAGCAAUCGAUAAUGAUGAGGGAGAACAGAAGGGCAGAGAUGUGCUUGACACAGUCGCGGAAAAGCUUCUCAACAACUUCGUGAAGGACACCGUGAAGCAGUUCGCUGAAAUAAAAAAGGCUAAAGAGCAGAAGAUCCGAGCGGCCAACCAGAUGAACGAGAGCUCGUUGGGCUCGAAAGAUGACGAGGAGUGGAUGGUUUCAGUUGAACAGAAAGACGGUCUACCCUUCUUUCUACCUGUUGAGAAAGAGGAGCUGUCCUCUCCAGAACUGUUUAACCGACCUGAGAGUCCAGUGUUUGGAGCCAGUGGGCAGGAGGAGCUGGCCAAGCGCCUGGCUGAGCUGGAGCUGAGCCGCGAGCUGUUUGAUGAGAUAGCUGAUGAUCAGGACUGGUUUGAUGAGGACUAUGGCCUCAGCUCGCGUAGAGAGCAGCAGAGGCUGAAACUGAAAGAGGAAAGGGGAAAGCUGGGUGGGGAGUCUGCCACCCCCCCGAUGGGAGGCAUGGGUUCCUCAUUAGCUGGGGAGCCUCAGGUGAAAACCCCCCCGAGGCCCGAGCUGCCCCUGCCCCUUCCUCCAAAACUGCCUGAGCAGCCUGCCAUGGUUGUGCCCCACUCAGCCACUGAGGUGGAAAAAAUGGUCCAUGCUGCCACAAAAGAGAUCUGGGAGACUUUCCACCUGGGCAGAGAGGGAGCUCUGACCCGUGCACCCCCGUCCAACCCCAGACCCUCAGUAGAGUUUCUUGGCAAAGAUCCAAGCAGCCGGGACCUGGAGGCCCUCUCUAUCCGCAGCUACAAAAAGGCCGUGUACGACCUGACAUGGGAGAUACUUCAGGAUAUCUACGCUGAGGAGCCCAACGCAGACCAACCUCAGUGGGUCAAAGCACACCGAGUCAAAUCCUCCUCAGUCCACAGAGUCAAAACCUCCGGAGACAUCAACAAAAUUCAGGAAUUUGUCACGGCUGAAGUGCUAAAACUGUACGGCCUGAAACAAGACCAGAGCCAGAAGACCGAUUGGCAGAAGAUGCUGAAAUUUGGCCGAAAGAAGCGGGACAGAGUGGAUCACAUACUGGUCCAGGAGCUCCACGAGGAGGAGGCCCAGUGGGUGAACUACGACGAGGACGAGCUGUUUGUGAAGAUGCAGCUGGCCGACAGCAUCUUCGACGCGCUGCUUAAAGACACUGCCAGCGCGUUCACACUAAUAUCUGAGAAGAGGGCCGGCAGAGACCCGGCCUCCUGACGUCUGCCGUCUGCAGCAGACGCCCCCCCACAGCCAGCACCAGCCCACGUGCCAACAGCAACCCUCAGAGGCCUUCAGUCCCCCCGCUGACCGUCCGCCCAGCCACUGGCGGCCAUGUCUGUGAAGUUAUUAGCUCCAUCUGCACACCCAUGAUUCGUGUGACACACAGAACACCUCUUAAGCAAUCCAGCCUUCCUGAACCCGACCCCCAUCCAUCCUCAGUCCUCCCCUCCAGGACGGGCUGUUAGAGAAGGAGUGGAUGUGCUGGUGGGACCAGCUGGGCCAUCUCUGAGCACGGGGAGGUCCACCAUGCUGCUACGCCUGUUGUUCCAUCCAAGACUUUGACUUUACACCCCGUUGGAACAGCAGGAAAAUGUUCAGUUUUGUAAUGAAAUGUGCGUAGAUUAACAAAGACAAAAAAGUAGAUGCAAGAACAUACAGUGCAGCCUGUGUGUUUGCCUUAAAUGGGAAGAGUUUAAAUUUAGGCAAAGAUUACUCUUGAAUCAAUUGUUUCAAAUAGCCCUUAGAGAGUAUUUAGCAAUUAAUGCUACCAGAUACUUUUCCUUUUGGCUUUGAACCAUUAAUUGGCUCUAAAUUGUGGGAAAUAUCUGAAGCUUUCGUCAAACCCCCGUGUGUCACAGAUGUAGCCGGGCUGCAUUGUAUCGGAACAUCACUGUGCUCAGAUUCCUCACAAACCUCUGCUUCCUUUAUUUAUUCUGCUAAAGCCUUCGAUUCAAGCAGGGGGAAGCAGCAACUCAUCAGCAAAUGGAGAAGACGUCAUUUUGACGUCGUGUAAAGAAAUAUCUAAUGUUAUUGUAAAAGCACAAUAGAAAAGUAAAUGUGAAUAUGGCAAUACGGUAUGCUGGAGAAGGCAGCAGAAUUGAAUGUGGAGGGUAAAGUUGUGCCGUGAGGGCUGAACCGCACAGCUGGUGAACAGCUGCUCACUCUGUGUCUACGUGUUUUGAAACCGUCUCUUAUCGUCUGUCCACAGGCUGAAAACAUCUCAGCCUCCACAAAUAAGGGCCCAUCCAAAGACUCGUGCACCAUUACAGUCAACUUUCAUGUCUGUAGAGCCGGUUAACAGCCUUGUACUUUACCCCCUCCAGCAGCUUUUUUGGUUUAGCUACACUAAGUGACCGUCAGAGUCCAGACCGACAGACUUACUGCCCGUUUGGACUGAGGCUGUCUUUUCCCACGUUCCAUUCAAGUGCCUCUUUAAGUUAACUGAGCUUUCUAACUUGAUUUUCUUGAUGUUUCAGCAUCCUUUGGACCUCUCUUUCUCAUUUCUUGCAUCCUAGCAUUUCGUAAAAGACUCUCCGAAUGACUGUGCUUCCUCCCGACCGACGCCCCCACCCCUUAAGUUUCUGCCUUAUCUCUGUCUGUAUGAAACCUGGUCCUGUAGAGGAGGCUGUUGGGACGAGCAGAGGAUUGUAUCCCGGGGCUCACUGGGUCCCUACGGCAGAACUCUGAUCCCUGCUGACUGGAGCUCAAGUGGCCUUGAACUGUAAACCUUUUUCUGUUGUUUUUUUACUGUCAGGGCUCUGUGGUGUAGGCUCACAGUGUCAGGGUGUAAAGUAGAGGAAGACCAAACCGGUUUGAUACCAGUCCUCCUGCUGCCUGACUCGUCUGGAACAGUAGUAGUGGCACGGUUAGUACCUUACAGAGCUAAGCAAAGCUUUCCUGCAAAGCCUCUGGCGUUUCCCUUUUCAAUCGAUUGUAUGUGGGACCACCUCGUGUUCCCCUCUGUAACUAUGCAGUACCAGAUCAUUUUCAUUGUUUUUAGUGGAUGGACCAAACAGCUCUGACCUCUGCUGUAGUCUGUAAAUAAAGCCAAUGUUCUAGAAGCUUCCAGCUGUUUGGAUGUGGUGCGGAGGCUCCGAUCCACCGGUCUAAAGUCAGCGUUUGUUAUUGGGAGCUGGAGCAGGCCUUACUUUAAACCAGAUAUUUAGGAUUGAUCAGGACAAAAUAGGUUUGUUUUUUCAAAUUGGCACAAAAUAUUUAUCAGAGGAACUCUGUCAGGCUAGAUUACCCUCCUCUCCUUUUGAAAUGUUUAUGAAUAUUUAUAAUAAUGUUCUGCAAGUGUGUGUUAAGGACACUUGGAAGACCUGUACAAUUCUUUUUUUGGGUGUAAAUAUACUCUCUCUCCAAUUAGACGCACUGCUGCUGUCACCUGAGUGGUUGUCCAGAUAAGCAGUGUUUACUUUGCAAAUAUGUACAUAGUAUAUAUUUGUUAACUAAAUGAAAUUGACUGUGUAAAUAAAGCUUUCAUUGUU
This is a messenger RNA of Menidia menidia (Atlantic silverside), 11883 nucleotides long. NCBI's taxonomy places the organism in Eukaryota, Metazoa, Chordata, Actinopteri, Atheriniformes, Atherinopsidae. The record is from the annotation of a GenBank genome assembly.